Acanthosepion pharaonis is the source of this 879-nucleotide messenger RNA. NCBI's taxonomy places the organism in Eukaryota, Metazoa, Mollusca, Cephalopoda, Sepiida, Sepiidae. The record is from the annotation of a GenBank genome assembly.
AUGAUUCUGUUACCCACAAAUGCUGCUACUGCUACUACGCACUCUCUAGCCCCCGCCAACUCCAAUUCCGAUUCCCACCACCUAUCUCCCUCGCCGCCACCUUUUACUGUUUCUCCCUCUUUCUCUCCGUUUUGCUACUUUCCUUUCUUCUUCGUCCCCCAGUUUCGCCUGAUCUCAUUUCGUCCGAUCCAGGCUUCAAUUUACAUCAACCCACUUUCUUUUCAACAUCUGUCGCCGGGGAAUCGUAAAUUUUCUCUCUCUCUCUCUCUCUCUAUCUCUCUUGCACUCUGUAUGCUGCUGACAGUGUUCCUUCUCUUCGUGGAAUGUUUGGCAUCGUUGUCAAUCUCCAUUUCUCAAUGGAUUAAUAAUCUAUUCUCGACCAUUUUUAUGUCCCCACCAUCUCUCCUUUCUCCAUCCCACUUCUGUCUCGUUCUCUCUCUCUCUCCAUCCCACUUCUCUAUCCUCUCUCUCUCCCCCUCCAACUUGUCUCUUUCUCUCUCUCCCCUCCAACUUGUCUCUCUCUCUCUCUCCCCUCCAACUUGUCUUCUUCUCUCUCUCUCUCUCCCCCUCCAACUUGUCUCUUCUCUCUCUCUCCCCUCCAACUUGUCUCUUCUCUCUCUCCCCCUCCAACUUGUCUCUUCUCUCUCUCUCCCCUCCAACUUGUCUCUUCUCUCCCCUCCAACUUGUCCUUCCCCCCCAACUUGUCUCUCUCUCCCCCCCCUCCAACUUGUCUCUUCUCUCUCUCCCCCCCCUCCAACUUUCACUUUCUUUCUGCUUUUUUUUCACCCCCUCGCCUUUCUUCUGCCCCUCCUUUUCAGCACUCCCCCAUCAUCUACCUUCUGCUUUUCUUCUAUGCUCUUUCAUUUCUCUCCCCACUAA